This is a messenger RNA of Saprolegnia parasitica CBS 223.65, 1383 nucleotides long. RefSeq lists its product as hypothetical. Gene Ontology annotation, biological process: transmembrane transport. NCBI's taxonomy places the organism in Eukaryota, Oomycota, Saprolegniomycetes, Saprolegniales, Saprolegniaceae. The transcript has 3 exons. Gene Ontology annotation, molecular function: transmembrane transporter activity. The record is from RefSeq and is a predicted model, not a curated record. The coding region runs from base 1 to 1383 and encodes 460 amino acids. Gene Ontology annotation, cellular component: membrane.
AUGCACCUCGAAGCCUCGAGGCGCGACCUCGGCGUCGUCGCCGUCGCUCUGCUCACGUACUUUAGCGUCUGCGCCGGCCCGUUCGGCAGCGAAGCGCUCGUCUCGUCGUGCGGGCCGCUCAUCGGCCUCGUUGCGCUGCUGGUCUUUCCCGUCAUCUACUCGCUCCCGACGACCAUGCUCUUUGCCGAGCUCUGCAGCGCGUUCCCCGUCGACAGCAGCUUCUGCACGUGGGUCGGCCUCGCGCUCGGGCCGUCCAUGGGCUUCUUUGUCGGCUACUGGUCCUGGCUGGCCAGCGUCGUCGACGCGACCGUCUACCCGUGCUUGGUCGUCGACACGUUCGUGCCGCCCGACGUGGCGUGGCUGCCGCGCACGCUCUACCGCCUUGGCGUCGCAUUGGUCUUCACGAUCCCGUCGCUCCUCGGCAUCCAGCUCGUCGGCCAUGCGCUCGUGUACCUCUCGUUCUUCAUCUUGACGCCGUUUGCGCUCCUCUGCGUCGUCGCGCUGCCCCGGAUCGACGCCGCCCAUUGGGCCGUCGUGCGUCCAGACCCCAACUGGACGCAACUGCUUGGUCUCCUCUGCUGGAACUUUCGCGGGUUUGACGCGACUGGCGCGUACGCCGGCGCCGUCGCCGACCCGACGCGGACGUUUCCGCGGGCGAUGGGCUUGGCGCUGGCGAUGACGAUCGCGUCGUACUUGCUGCCACUGCUGGCGGCCGCGGGCGUCAACGACCCCGACUACCGUACGUGGAGUGACGGCAGCUACCCGGUCAUUGCGACGGCGAUUGGCGGCGCGGGUCUCGGCGCAUGGAUCGCGCUCUCCAACACAGCCAGCAGCUUUGGGCUCUACUUGGCCGAGACGACGGCCAACGGGUACCGCCUCGCCGGCAUGGCUGACAUGGGUCUCGCACCCAUCUGCUUUGCCACGCGCACGGGGCCAUCAGGGACUCCGCGUCGAGCCAUUCUCUGCAUCCUUGCCAUCAGCGUCGGCAUGUGUCUCGUGGACUUUAGCACGAUCCUGGGGAUCACGAACGGCCUCUCGUCGCUGACGCAGCUGGUGGAAAGCGUUGCCGCCUUGCGCCUCCGCUACAUCCACCCGGACCUCCCCCGUCCCUUUCAAGUGGGCCUCUCGACGCCUGCGCUGAGCGUCGCCAUGGUGGUUCCGAUCGCCCUUGGCGGGUUCAUUGUUGUCAACCAAGUCUGUCUCAAUAUGACGUCGCUCGCAGUCUGUAGCGCGGCGAUUCUCGUGGGCGUUGGCUUGCGUCUGCUCGUGAUUGCACCCCCAGAGGCCGCCAGCGACCCCGAGUGCACGCACCUCCUCGCUCCGUCCAGCGUCUCGAUCGACCUUGAGCUGCGUGAGCCCGUGGCGCCGUGCAUACCGCCUUGA